Astrephomene gubernaculifera is the source of this 2022-nucleotide messenger RNA. Lineage: Eukaryota; Viridiplantae; Chlorophyta; Chlorophyceae; Chlamydomonadales; Astrephomenaceae. The record is from the annotation of a GenBank genome assembly.
AUUGAACGGUUAGAAAGGACACACGAGAUAGAAAGCAUACAAAGACGUAGUAUCGAGUGCUCGGUUAACUUGCAACUUGUAAAAUGCCAAAGAAAGCGCGUGUACGCAAGCCAAAGCACAGGAAGUCAUUACAUGAACAGAUAGAAGAUCCCCAAAGCUAUGGAGUUAGGACGAGGCCAAGAGCGGAGAAAAAGCGGCGGCGAGCGGAGGAGGAGGAAGAGGAGUUGCUGGAUGUCAAGAUGAGCGGUCGCAUUCUUAAGGCGGCUCGCGAGCAGCAGCAGGAGCUCGAUGCCGAGGAGCUAUUCGACCUGGACCAUGAUGACGAGGACGACGAGGACGAGCAGGAGCAGGGGGCGGGGUCGAAACAGCAGAAGAAGCGGGUGGAUCCGCAGGCCGCCAUGCGCGCUGCCAUGGCCCGGUUAGGCGGUGGCAAGGCCUCCGGGGCCGCAGCCACAGCAGCCGACUCCUCAGAUGAUGAAGCCGACUCGGACUCAGGGUCAGAUGGCCUGCCAGCCCGGCCUGUAACCGGCCCCCGGGGGGGUCGUCUCCCCGCCACCAACGAUGACGCGGACUUGUACGACAACGGCGAGGAUGCUGACGUGGAGGUGGAUCCAGAAGACGAGCGGGCGCUGGCUGCCUUCAUGGCCCCCGGCGCGGCAGCCUACCAGCAAACCAGCCUGGCUGACCUGAUCGUGGCGCGGUUGCGGGAGCGGCAGGCGGAGCAGGGGCUGCGGCGGCUGCCCGGGCAAGAGGGCGAGGAGGGCGAGGGCGAGGAGGACGGGGAGGCAGGUCCGAGUGCUGCUGGGGCGGGUGGGAUGGAGGGUCUGGAGCCGCGUGUGGUGGAGGUUUACCGCGGGGUGGGGAAGCUGCUGUCGCGGUUCACGGCGGGUACGGUGCCCAAGGCGUUCAAGAUCAUCCCCAACCUGCGCAACUGGGAGGAGGUGCUGUACCUCACCGACCCAGACUCCUGGAGCCCCCACGCGGUCUACCAGGCCACCCGGCUGUUCGUAUCCAACCUGAACGCGCGCCUGGCGCAGCGCUUCCUGGCGCUGGUGCUGCUGCCGCGCGUGCGGGCGGAGAUCCGGCAGCACAAGCGACUGCACUUUGCGCUGUUCCAGGCGCUGAGGAAGGCGACGUACAAGCCGGGGGCGUUCUACAAGGGCCUGCUGCUGCCGCUGUGUCAGUCGCGCACCUGCACACUGCGCGAGGCAGUCAUCUUCACCUCGGUGCUCAAGCGCGCCUCACUGCCCGUGCUGCACUCCGCGGCGGCGCUGCUGCGGCUGGCGCAGCUGGACUACUGCGGCACCACCAGCUUCUUCAUGCGGGUGCUGCUGGACAAGAAGUACGCGCUGCCGUACAGGGUCAUUGACGCGCUGGUGGACCACUUUGUUCGCUUCGCUGACGACGAGCGGCAGAUGCCUGUGGUGUGGCACCAGACGCUGCUGUGCUUCGUGCAGCGGUACAAGGCGGAGGUGCGGCCGGCCGACAUGGCGGCGCUGCGGGCGCUGUGCGGCAAGCAGCACCACCCCAAGGUGACGCCCGAGGUGCUGCGCGAGCUGGACCACUCGGGCGGCGGCCGGGGGCAGGCGGGGCAGGCGGCGGGCGCUGCGCCCAUGUCGGUGCUGAGCGGCGCUGCUGCUGCUGCUGUGGCGGGGGCGGUGGGGCGGAGCAAGGUGGGACAGAAUGUGGUGGAGAAUGUGCGCGACCUGCCGCCGGUGCUCAUGAUGGAAGAUUGAGCGGAAUGGGGAGCAGGAGCGGGUGGUGGCGGUGGUGGUGCUGCGCAGGUGGUCUGGGGGCGGAUGUGGCUGUCGGAGGAACGGUAGGUACGCAUAUUGAGGAGAGCAUGUAGGUGUAGGUUUGAGCUGGAGCAGUGGAGGCGGAGGAGGUCAGUUCUUCGGCGCCUGAGAUUGCAUGCAAAGGGUGGUGCGGUGGGGCUUGUUGGCUCGUUGGGGUCCCCCUCACUUGGGGAGUUCAUGUAUCCGGGGGAGGCGAGGGGGUGCUGCUGAUAGCGUAGCUCAGUAC